Messenger RNA from Cryptomeria japonica (Japanese cedar), 1576 nucleotides. RefSeq names its product meiotic recombination protein SPO11-1. The coding region runs from base 129 to 1220 and encodes 363 amino acids. Gene Ontology annotation, cellular component: nuclear chromosome. The transcript has 16 exons. The record is from RefSeq and is a predicted model, not a curated record. Gene Ontology annotation, biological process: meiotic DNA double-strand break formation; reciprocal meiotic recombination; meiotic DNA double-strand break processing. Gene Ontology annotation, molecular function: ATP binding; DNA topoisomerase type II (double strand cut, ATP-hydrolyzing) activity; DNA binding. Lineage: Eukaryota; Viridiplantae; Streptophyta; Pinopsida; Cupressales; Cupressaceae.
GAGCCUGAUUCCAAUUACUGCUCGACUGUGAGACUAACCAAGGUUAAUUAGAGAUUAAUUUGUAAAUAGUCGAUUUAUUUCUGGAAAAUUUAAAUUCAGGAGCAAAGCGAAGCAGUGAUACGAAGAGAAUGGAAGGAAGAGAGAGAGAGGUAACGCCCCAGGGUUUGCUCGACAGCAUCAAAGAUUUUACGCGAAAGCUGUUGAAGGAGUUAUGGGAAGGAAACAUGCCUUGUGUUGGCAUAAAUAAGUACCAAGCCUACUGCACUCUUGAUCAUCACCACCAAGCCUGCUCCUGUAAACCAAUGGCAGUAAUAUACAAGGAGGUCAUAACCAUGGAAACAAAGGCAGCAGCUUGUAGGCUGGUUGCAAUGCUGAGGAUACUCCAAAUUAUUCAGGAGUUGCUGCAAGAAAACAAACAUGCUUCUAAGAGGGAUAUCUAUUACACAGAUCCUGCAAUUUUUCAUGAUCGGACAAUGGUGGAUCGUGGAAUUGAUGAUGUCUGCGUUUAUUUUCAGUGUAGCCGCCAUAAUCUAAAUGUGGUUUCUCCGAGUAAAGGAUUGGUGAUGGGUUGGUUGCGAUUCAUAGAAUUUGGAAGAGAGGUUGAUUGCACAAGAAAUAUAUGCACUGCUUAUGUUAUACCCAUGCAUGUCGAGCAAGUUCAAAAUAUUACAAGUCUCGCCAAGUACAUUUUAGUUGUAGAGAAGGAAACAGUAUUUCAGAGAUUGGCAAAUGAUGGUUUUUGUAAACAAAAUCAGUGUAUAGUUAUCUCGGGAAGAGGUUAUCCAGAUGUGUCAACAAGGAGGUUUUUGCGGCUUCUGAUCAAUGAGUUAAAUGUUCCUUCUUUUGGCUUGAUGGAUUCUGAUCCAUAUGGUUUUGAUAUUUUGACAACCUACCGUUUUGGUUCAAUGCAAAUGGCUUAUGAUACAAAAGCAUUGUCAGCACCAGAGAUUCGCUGGCUUGGAGUUUUCCCCUCAGAUUGUGACACCUUCCAGAUUCCAGACAGAUGUCUACUACCAUUGACAACGGCAGAUAAGAAGAAAGUUGAUUCUAUGCUUAGAAGAUGCUAUUUACAACAGCAUGCACCAGAAUGGAGAUAUCAACUGGACAUAAUGUGGGCCAAAGGUAUCAAAUUUGAGAUUGAAGCAAUAUCAGCCUCAUCAUUUUCUCUACUAUCAGAGGAAUAUAUUCCAACAAAAAUUAAAAAUGGCUUGUACAUUUGAAUCUAUGUGCAUCGGAAUGCCAUUGCUUUAGGCACGAGAUGAAUUCGUCUUUAAUUUUAUGGAAGGAUAUUAAGUGGUUACAAUAUAUCCCAUAGAAUUACGAAGGGUUUGGAGAAAGAAGGAUAUACGUGGGAGUAUGCCCAAAAUUUAAAUACAUUUAGAUAUGUUUGAAAUAAAUUAACUGAAAGGUAUAAGAAAAGCCUUGCUAAGCAAUAUGAAUAUUGGCAAGUAUUAAUUUCAGGGAAUUAAAAAAAGGUAUGGGGAUUCUUAAUAAAACAAUGGAUUGGUUUCCUAAAGAUGGUUCAUAAAAUGUAAUGGCCAGAUUUUCAGAUCUUACAUAGCAUAAUAUUUAAUAC